Ostertagia ostertagi is the source of this 2502-nucleotide messenger RNA. Lineage: Eukaryota; Metazoa; Nematoda; Chromadorea; Rhabditida; Trichostrongylidae. The record is from the annotation of a GenBank genome assembly.
AUGCAUGCACAAGGCAUGGAUAUCGAAUUCCGAGCGUACCCAAUGUCUACAAUUACACAGGAAGCAAAGGAUAUGAUAUCCGGUUUGUUACGAGUUAACGUAGCAGAAAGGCUUACUGCUAAACAAUGUUUGAUGGCACCAUGGAUGAAUCCAACAUCUGAAGCAUAUGUAAAACAGGAUAUGCGGAAGCUCUUCAGACAGUCCAUCAUCCUGGUGCGAUUUUUUUGUCGUCUUCAAAAGUACAAAUAUCUCAAGACCUAUGUCGAUCGCGAGUCUCUUCGGAAGCGUCCUUUCAGAGAUCGGGAAUGUGUUAGACCAUUUGUGAACUAUUCCGAAUGCAGGAUAGAUGUUGACGGGUUAGAAGUGUUGUUCCCUUAUGAUUAUGUCUACCCAGAACAAGUGUUGUAUAUGCAGGAGGUGAAGAAGGCUAUCGAUGCACAGGUAGGGGCACUGCCUUCUGGAAAUGCCGUCCGGUACGGGGAAGACUGUAUCGCUACUUCUUUGGUUGUGGCCUACAUGAGGAGAUUUCUGAUCGCUCGGUACGAAGCAUUGAUUUUCCGAUUAUACGCAAUACAAUGGCGCCAUCUCCAUUUGUUCGGCUGUUGCGAUGUCUGCUCGGAAAAAUUCUUGUGCAUAAAUAAUUGUAAGCAUCGUUGCAGCAAGCACAGGAGUUACAAUGCUCAUGUUGGACGAUACUUGUAUCGCAUAGGUUCAUUGGUGGACGGUGGUUGUCAAAGGCUAACUGCUAGCUUCGUUCGCGCACGUCGUCAAUUUGAUCCGUCCAUACCGGCGUGUUCGUUUUUCGAGACCCUCAAUACUCAACAACAGUUCAGUCUCCCUCCUGGAAUAUACAACCUCAGUGAUCUUAAACAACUUGGUCGCGACCGUGGUAUUUGUCCAUACUUUGUCGCUCGAGAAGCGAUAAGGAAAGCUUCCAUAGUAGUGUACUCCUACCACUAUAUUCUCGAUCCCAAAAUCGCUGAAUUAGUGUCGAAAGAUUUCAGCCGCAGAUCGUGUGUGGUGUUUGACGAAGCGCAUAACAUCGAUAAUGUCUGCAUCGAAUCUAUGUCGAUUACUAUCACUCAAAAACAUACAGAAAAGGCCGCGCAAGAACUAGUGAAACUUGAGUCAGCAGUUCAGCGUAUGAAGUCAGAGAAUUCAGAAAGAUUGCAGAAUGAGUACGAAAAGCUAGUUGAAGGAUUGAGGAGAUCGGAACAGGAAAGAGCUAAUGAUGAGCGAUUAGCGAAUCCUGUUCUACCCGAUGCGAUAUUACAUGAAGCCGUUCCUGGUUCGAUAAGGACUGCGCAACAUUUUGUAAUGUUCAUGAAAAGGGUCGUUGAAUACGUGAGGCACAGAAUGAGGAGCUCUCAGGUACUUCUCGAAAGUCCAGCCGCAUUCGUGAAAGACAUCCAGGAUAGAAUGUAUAUUGACAGAAAACCCUUGAGGUUUUGUGCUGAACGAUUGGAUAAUCUGACGAGAACGCUCGAAGUUGCAGAUGCAUCUGAUUUCCGAUGUUUGUCCCAAAUAGCUAUCCUGGCUACUCUCGUGAGCACGUACUCCAAGGGAUUUUCCGUGAUCAUUGAGCCAAGUGAGUCGAAUCAACCUGCACAAUUAACGCUGUCAUGUAUGGAUGCUUCAAUCGCUAUCAGACCAGUUAUGGAACGGUUUCAAACGGUUGUGAUCACGUCGGGUACCCUCUCACCGCUAGAGAUGUACCCAAAAAUCCUUGACUUCGACCCUGCUGUUAUGGCUAGCCUCACAAUGACUCUUGCUCGCCCCUGCUUGAGUCCUUUGGUCGUCGCGAGAGGGAAUGAUCAGGUUGCGAUGACAUCUCGCUUUGAACAGAGGAAUGAUGUUGCUGUUAUCCGAAAUUAUGGGAAUCUGGUGCUAGAAAUGGCUGCUGUUGUCCCCGAUGGAAUGGUCGUGUUUUUCACCAGCUACGUGUACAUGGAACAAGUAAUAGCUGUGUGGUACGAUCAGCAUGUGAUCGACGAACUAAUGAAGUCCAAACUUUUAUUCAUAGAGACGAACGAUGCUUUGGAAACAUCAGUAGCUCUGGAGAAGUAUGUCGAUGCAUGCGAUAGCGGUCGUGGUGCAUGCCUUUUCUCGGUUGCUCGAGGAAAGGUUUCGGAGGGAAUCGAUUUCAGUCAUCAUCUUGAGAGAAUGACUUUCUCACAUUUGACGCCAAUGCGUCACACCGCACAAUGUAUGGGACGGGCACUUCGAGGCAAGACAGAUUAUGGUCUCAUGAUUUUUGCAGAUAAGAGGUUUUCACGUCAAGAUAAACGCGGUAAACUUCCUCGCUGGAUGCAAGAAUAUUUGGAGACGGCAUCAACAAAUUUGAGUAUUGACGAGGCCGUGCAGUUGGCUCGACGAUGGCUGACACUGAUGGCUCAACCAUUCACAAAGGCUGAUCAGCUGGGUAUUUCGCUUCUCACUUCCGACAUGUUAAAUCCGAAAAAUAUGAAAAAGUUUGAAAAAGUGGUCGAACAUGUUGAUUAA